Molecule: messenger RNA, 682 nt
Organism: Rubroshorea leprosula
Lineage: Eukaryota; Viridiplantae; Streptophyta; Magnoliopsida; Malvales; Dipterocarpaceae
Source: the annotation of a GenBank genome assembly
AAAAUAGGUACACGGAGGAAACAGAAGAAGAUGGUAACUAAGCUCCAAAGGAGAACACCAGGGCUCAGAAAGCUUCACCUUCUCCGAGCUCGAAACGGGUCCAAAUCUGUGAAAAGGAGCUCCAUCAUCUUAGAUGCUCUUCUAUACAUUCAGAAGCUGAAACUCAAGCUGCAAGAACUCCAAAGAGAACACCUAAACCUACUAGCAAUUAAAAAUAAAUACUUAUGCCUUAUGAAACAUGACCAAAUUCCUAAGGAGGUGAAGGUAGAGAAGACUGGAGAAGGGUUUCUGGUGAGGGUGAUUUGUAAGAAAGAGGGACAUAUGUUGGUGUCAAUAUUAGAGGCCUUCGAUGAAAUGGGUCUUAAUGUUGUUCAAGCUAGAGUUUCAUGCAACAAUUUCUUUGCAAUGGAAGCCAUUACUGUAGCUCAAGACCCGCAAGGCACUGAUGUAAAAAAUGUGACUCAAGCUGUACUUAAGGCCUUAGAGAGGGAAGGUGGGUAGGGGGUGCUGUAAUUGAAGUUGUGGAGGUUUCCUUUCUGAAUCCAACUAAGCUAUUUGUUAGAGAUGUUAAUUGAGUUUCUUAAAUGACGCAGGUUCUCAUUUUCAUUUUAACACCUCUCUUGAGGGCAUUUUGACAAAACCUGAGAUUCACGUGUGUAACUAAUUAAUAUCCAUCUUCUUU